AUGCAUUCCAGUGGUGAUGCAGAGGCCAUACAUGUACCAUUUAUGGCUAAAUUUGUCGUUUUCGCCAAACGCACCGAUCCGCUGGAGGCCCGUCUCCGGGUGUUCUGCAUGACAGACGACCGGGAAGACAAAACCCUCGAACAUCAGGAGCACUUCACCGAGGUGGCCAAGAGCCGGGACGUGGAGGUACUGGAGGACAAACUGCAGUACAUCGAGCUGGCCGGCAAUCUGGUGCCCGUUACGAAGUCCGGCGAGCAGCUGAGUUUACCUUUCAAGGCAUUCCGCGAAAAUCGAUUACCAUUUUCGGUCCGGGUCAAGGAUCAACACGCGGACAUCGUCGGUCGGACGCUGUUCAUGAGGGAGCCCAAGAUUGCCAAGGGUGAACCUCCACAGCAACCGAUUUGUAUCCUGAAUAUUGUACUGCCGGAAAAUAUCAUACCCGACCAUUACACUACGAUAGAGGAUUCGCAAGAAAUAGUGGUUCGCAUUGGAAGAAGCAGGGCGAGCCCAAGGGAUCAGAACUACUUGGGCGAACUUCGAGUGGUAGACAUUUCCAACCUGCUGGGUGAAGACUGGAUCAAACUGGCACCGGAAAUCGGUGUCAACGAAACCGAUGUGGAAAAUAUUAUCGCCCAGAAUCCAACUAGCAGUGCCCAGCAGGCCCAGUCCAUGCUCAAGUUGUUCCAAUCGAAAGCCAAAAACGACUUCAACAUUCUCGAAAACGGACUCCGCUCGAUACAGAGAGACGACAUCGUCGACAGGUGUUUGCGAAGUUCGAGCAGUACAACCACCACCACCACAGUUACGAUGCGCAACAAAACUGCCUUCUCGAUAAGCAAACGAGCGCAGGACAUCGACAUCCUAGCCGAGUCAGAUUCCAUCGCGAAGUUGGUACAAAAAAGUGAUAACCAAUAUGGCCAGGAGGAAUCCAGUAAGUACUCGGUCGAGGAGAAAUGCGUUGAAGAAUCCGAAGAAUCAGAAGAAGAGACCAUCAAGAAAACCGUUGCCGAAAGGCGGAAACAAAUCGAGAAACGCCUUUCAGCCGAGCGAUCCAUACCUGCCUCUACCCAAAAGAAGGAGAUCGUUGAAGAAAUCAUAACCAUCAAGCGAUCCAGUGUGAUAGACGAUACCAGAGCGAAACACGAGGAAGAAAUUCUCAUGCAGAAACCCAUCGACAACUCGUACAAAUCCUCUGUAACGCCCGAACAAGUAGUCAAACUGAAAACAGCCACCAUUAAAGAAGGCGCAGCAGUUGCAAAGGACGUAUUCGAUAAAGAACUGCAGGACAAAUUCAAGGCCACGCUGAAAAAUGUGGAUGAGUUCGAGCACAAGUCGCAGAUUCUUUCCGAAACAGAGAAAGUCGAUACGUCUGCAAAAAUUGUCGAUGAAAUUGUCAAAAAAGAUGUUAAACUAGACGAAAAAUCAACCAAAGACGAUAAAACAAAAGAAGAUGUCGAUAGCAAAGUCUCUAAAGUGGAAAAGGUAGCUCCCGUCCCAGUCAACCGACUGAGCAUGCAAAGCGACGAUGAACGUAGUUCGGGAAUAGUCGAGGAGUCUAUUAAAAAUGUUCACGAAAAAAUCUCCUCAUUCGAAUCUCAAUCAAGCGAUUCCAGCAAGCGAACUUCCUGGGCUCAGGAACCGAGCACUGCCAAACCGAAAGAUGACAAAAAGAAACCCGACGAUGACGAUGACGACCAAGACGUACAACAACCGAAGGAGAAAGUGCCAGUACCCACCAAACGUGCCAGCAUGGUUCGUGAAGAUGCCCUCGAUUCGGUCGUAGUUGAUGAAUCCAUCAAAAACGUUCAAGAUAAAAUUUCCUCAUUCGAGUCCCAAUCAUCCGAGUCUAGCAAGAGAACAUCCUGGGCUAAGGAAACAGUAACACAAGUUGAACAGACGUUCUCUGACCAGCAAAAAGACGCUCAAGCUAGAGUAGCCAGCUGGUCGGAAGAACAAGAAAUUCUGACACAGAAACAACAACUAGAAAAACUAAACGAAACAAUGGACGAAACCAAAGAACAGUGGAAUGAAGAACGACAAAUCCUGCUCCAAAAAGCAGAAUUAGAAGGAGCGGAAAAACAAUUCCAAACAGAAACCAAAGAACUGUUUGACAAGUUUGGAAAACAAGAUGUAUUUAGCGAUGUUCUGCAACGGUUCGAUCAAGCGGACGUUAAAACUGAAAUCGUCAGCAAAGUGUCAAGUACGAGUUCAAAGGCAGAAUCCUUCGCCGAAACCAGAACAUCUGAUGUCAAAACCAUUGGUGACAAAGGUCAAGUUUUACACCAAGAAGUGCAGGAAUUCGCAGCUCAAAGCUCAGCCACCAAGACUUCAUUCGACGAAAAAGUUGACAAAUCUGUCAAGGAGCUGGUAGGUUCCGAAGUCGUAUCCGAGGUCAAAGAAUCUACCCAACAAAGUAAACAGUCAGUUGAUGCUGCAGCACAAGCCCUAGCCAAGGAAACAGUCACGAGCGCAGAACAGCAACAACCAAAGGUUCAGGAAGCAUUCACAAAAGAAUCCUUCGAAAGCGUUCGGGACGAAUUCGUAAGCAAGAACGAAACUGGAAUGCUGAAGGAGCAAAGUGAAAAGAUUAAGUCCGAAAUAGAAACAGCCGUUCGAGUUGGAGAGGAAGUAAUCGGCGAAAAAAUUUCCCAAACGGGAGAAGAAUUCCGACGUGUGGAACAAAAACUACCGCUUGAAAUUGACGAAAAACCGCAACUGGUCGAAACGGUCACAAAAUCCGUUACCCAGGAGAUUACAUCGAAGAUUCCAGUGUUUUCGAAGAGAACUUCGCCCGAAGAGGCUCCCAAACCGAAGGAACUUGUAAAAGAAGCAGUGAAGGAACCUGCGAAAGAACCCGCAAAGGAACCUGCUAAAGAAACUGUGAAGGAAGCCACAAAAGAAACAGUUAAAGAAUCAGCGAAAGAAGAGAAACUAGUUGAUUUUAUCAACGAAGUUGUAGAAAAGGCAGAAGAGGUCGUGUCGGUGUCCAAGAUCCCUCGGCUUGACAGCAGCAGAUCUUCCGUUUCAAAAUCGGAAACUAGCUCCAUUAAGUCACCGGAGCCGGAAGUCAUUAUCAAGUCCCCGGAGCAACAGGACUCAGCCUUUUCCAAAAUUCCAAUCCUGAAGGACCGUAAAGUGUCGGAACAGUUCUCCAGUGAUUCCUGCGAAACGGUAAUCAUGCAGAAAACACUGCGGGAUCAGGACUCGCUGCUGAAAUCUUCGGAUAGCGACGAGAAACCGACGGCCAUUGCGGAACAAAUUACACCCAAAGAAGCCAAGGAGGUGCUGAGUUUCACCACCAUCGAUGAAUCGGUGCUAAACGAGCUGGUAACGGAAGACGAGCGAGCCGUAACGCCGGACGAUUUCAUCGACGAAAUCAUCGAGGAGGCGCAAGACAAAGUGCAGAUGAUGCAGGAUACCGAAAUCGCCGCCUACACCCUGGAUUUGAGCAGAUCAGAAGACGAUGUUCUAGAGAAGUCCCCGCAACCGAUCCCGGACUACGUGACCGAGCGCCGUCUGGACGACGAAGAGGACGACGAGCACGAGCAUGAAAAAUGGCAAGGUAUGUUUCAACAGCAAUUCAUCCACUCAUAUCAGAUAGCAUCCAACUCAUUCCAACCCACUGUCAUUAGAGAUAACUGUUCCCUUGUUCUUGGUACCUACCUUUGUUAAAGUUAGAAAACAAAC
Messenger RNA from Uranotaenia lowii, 3687 nucleotides. RefSeq names its product ankyrin-2-like. Bases 1 to 3672 code for a protein of 1223 amino acids. Lineage: Eukaryota; Metazoa; Arthropoda; Insecta; Diptera; Culicidae. The record is from RefSeq and is a predicted model, not a curated record. Gene Ontology annotation, molecular function: protein binding. The transcript has 4 exons. Gene Ontology annotation, biological process: signal transduction.